Messenger RNA from Spirometra erinaceieuropaei, 27596 nucleotides. NCBI's taxonomy places the organism in Eukaryota, Metazoa, Platyhelminthes, Cestoda, Diphyllobothriidea, Diphyllobothriidae. The record is from the annotation of a GenBank genome assembly.
AUGGAUGCAAUCAUCAACAGAGAUGAGGAAGAGGAUAGGGCCAAAAACGGAGCCCUGAGGUACUCCGCUCGUAACCGUCAAAUCUGCCGAUUGCUGGCCACCAUGACGGGCAGUCUGAGACCGACUAAUCAAAAACUUUUCAAUCCACUUCAAAUGCUUGCCCCUUAUCCCAAUGCGGCGGAGCUUUUGUAGAAGACGUUGGUGUGGUACGUUGUCGAAGGCCUUCCUGAAGUCUAGGUAGGCUACAUGCACCACGUUUUCUUCAUCAGUCGCUCGGGUCCACUGUUCAAGACAGUAGAGUAGAUUGGUCAACCAGGACCUCCGUCUGCGGAAACCAUGCUGUGCAUCGCACAGAAGAUGAUUUUGAUCUAAAAACCGCAUCAGUUCGCGUCUGAUAAUUCGCUUCAUCACUUUGCAGAAUAUGGAGGUGAGGCUUACCGGUCGGCAGUUGUUUGCGGAAGCGCGACUGCCACUAUCAUGUAUCGGUAAAGCCCACGCAUUCUUCCACACAGGAGGCAAUCUGAUUGCAUCAAGAGGGACUUGGAAGAGGAGACACAGAGGUUCUGCCAGUUCUAUGGCUAAUUCCUUUAACAACUUUGCCGAUAUUUCGUCAGGACCAGGCGAUGUCGCUUCUUUUAGCGUCAGUAAUUCUUGUUGAACUAUAAAUUUCUGAGGAACACUGAGUCAGUUUUCGAGACAUCGAUCACAUUAUAGUGAUCAGCGUGUACAUCGACUUCGCUCGUAAAAACCGACUUAAAGAAUCUGGAGAGAUGCUCAGCCUUUUCGUCGUCCGUGUAAAGUUUAACGCCAUCCUCCCCAUUUAAACAUAGGUAUCGGAUCCCUGUUGCAAGUACUUUGUCUUUAGUAGUGGAAGAAAAGCUUUGGGUUUUCCCCUACACAGUUUAAAAGGUUACCCUCGAAGUGUUGGCGGGCUUUGUAAACAAGGCACUUUACCCUAUUCCGCUACGAGGCUGUCACCAACCAGCUAUGGUAUCGAGAUGCUGUCGUCAAGCAUAGCGCAGAGUGGAAUGGAUAUUUAUAGCUAAUGUCCCAAUCAGUAGGCUUGGUCCUAGCGGGGUCCAUUGGUCAUAGAGUUUUUCAGGCCAAAGCCAAAACAGGUAAACAUUGGGUACACGUCUCCACCGCCGCCGUCACGUGACAAUGACACUGCUGACGUACCCUGAUUACAGAACAAAAUGUGGUCGACCCCACUUUCCCAUAAAAAAGGAUAACCAACUAUUAAUGAGUGUUAGAAAGACAAUGGCGGAAAAAAUAGUACCCUCUGAGUAAAUUGAUCGUAGUAGUUACACCUUCAAUGACCACAUUCGACAGGAGAACUGGGUACUGAAGCCAAGUAUUUCGAACAUUCAGACAUCCGUGUCAACUGGAUAAUAGGUCUGUCUUCCAAAAUAACCCAGCGCUGGAGGGUACGAGUAUUAGGACAGUUUUGGCGAAGUCCCACAGCGUACCAACGGUUCACAAGCUAAGCACCUUCUUUGGGACACUUGCUUGACUUUGUGGCAUCUCGCAUACGAUCUUUGCAAUUGGACGUAUGAAUAGUUCGGGUUAUUCAGCUAAGUUUACCUAACAACGAUCAACUCCAUCGACAAAUUCCGAAGCAGCUUAUGCAUGCUUUAAAUCAGUCAGAUAGGAAUUUAUCGUUACGUGAUGCCACGCUGCUUUGAAAAGCUUACAGUCUUGACGAUGGCAAUUGUGCCCACCUCUGAAUUGGCCUACGUCUGAAUCUUAUAUUGGCAUAUUUAAAACUUCUGAAAAAGAUAGAGGGUUCAACGGAGCAGAUUUUGUGAGAGCCUUGUUGGCUCACUACGGUAAAAGCUCUAACUGAAAAAAUCGAACAAAUUUCAGAUGGCUUACUGUGUUAGUCGGCGCUCAGUGGAUCCACUCUUCCACUUUUUUGCUGUCUCCGUUCUUUGUCGGGUGUUUUGUGGUUUGACGGCUGCUUCUGUCCUUCCCUCGACGGAGGGUGGUUGAGCCUAUGUGAGGUUUGUCCUGCCUGGCGAAAUUCCCUAGGAUAAACCACGUCAAUAGGUAAAGGUAACAAUCGGGAGGUGGCACCCAAAAAAUCCGCCUAACCAAAGCAGCCUGUCUUACGGGACAGGUGUUAAUAGGGGUUUAAUGGGUGGUGGCUGGUCGGGAUGUACGAUAGUAGCCGACAAAAAGCCUUAUUUGAACAGGUGAAUGAUCGGAGUUGGCCCGCUCUCCGUUCCGUUAUUACAAAGGGGGUCGUCAAAGGCAGUAUAAUGGUAAGUGACGAGUGGAAGGCGUAUAAUCGUCUUACCUCAGAAGGUUAUCUACAUUUCUCUGUUAACCACUCAAAGAACUUCUAGGACCCUACCACCGGACGGCACACCGAUGCCACUGAGGCAUACUGGAGUAGACUAAAAAGGAAACUCCACGAGGGAGGCCCUGUAUGUGGUCGAGCUGUGUGGGCUCACAUAGACGAAGUACAGUAUCGUCUUUGGUUUGGCCUCAACGCCAUGUCUUUGACAGAUGCCUGGGAACUGUUCCUGCCCCAUGCUGUGCAGACUUAUCCUAUUUAAAAGUGUUUUUGUUUUGUAAUAAACUGCCAUAAUGCGAAUGUAUGCCGUAUAUUCAGGUGUACGUGUGUUACGAUGGGAAAGGUUGGGUAACAGCGACCAUCGUCCAUGUAACCUCCUGCGAUGUUCGUUCGGCCAGCCCAUAUUAGGCCGUCGCGGAAAGACCAGGUACUGCGUGAGAGUAGGCCUGCAACCGCUGAUAUAGCCUGAAUGCUUUUGAGUCCACUUUUGAAGGUAUUAUUUCUAAGUAACGGAUUUUUGGGUGCCAUCUCCCGAUUGUUACCAUAGGCAUAUGAUCUCUAGAGUUACUUACCAGAUAAGGGUUCCUGACUCCUGUUCUGGAGGCGAACCGUCAUAAAGCUGGGCGAGAUCAAGCGCUGCAAGAUACAACUUAAGUAGUCGUUUGCUGGCAUGAGUCUCACAAUCUACGUGGAGAUGAGUGACAAUUGAAUACCCUCGACUGUCGAAAAUUUGAUGAUUAAAUGAUAAAAAAGGCGGGUCAAGAAGCUGGCUUGCAUGAUGCAACUGUUAAGAGCUCGUAACAUAAACCGGUUGAGCACCAAAAGGAAGAUUUUGUUAAGGGCAUGAAGAGAGUCAAAAACCCACAAAAAAUAUCCAGCUGCAAACAAAACUUAGUUAAGCCCUCUUUGGGCACUGUUAAAAACCAUGGUAGAGGGAGGCUCACCGAUUGCACUGCGGAACUCAUUCGUCCCUUUAUGCCUUGGGGCCCUCCAUCGAGUCGCAUCGGCGCGUACUGUAGGCAGAACAGCAUUAUCAACGAAGACUAGGGAUGGCUCUUUCAGGCACUUUAGCUGUCGUCAGCUAGCCCUGCACAACCGCCAGUUGUUUGACACCUGGGGCUCGAUCUCGUGACCCGUUCGUUUGAAUUCCAACACCCUAGCCACUGAGCCGCGAGUUCCUUGUUCUGGCAAUUGUGAUUGGGCAAAUAUAGCGGCAAAGGGGACCUCACCGAUCCAAUUAGGCAACUCACUCUCUCUCUUGAACCCCACCAGCCGCUGUAUGGCGGCGUGUAAUAAGGACAGAAUGGCAUUGCCAACAAUGACAAGGGAGGCCGGAAUGACCGUUUCUGGCUAAUUAGCCGUUGUCAGUCAAAAGUGGCUAUUCCAGUCUCCCUUGUUUUCGUCAGUAAUGCUGUUCUGCCAAUACAUUGUCAUGUUUACUUGUUAACAGUAGGCAAUGAUUCAAAGGGCGUAUAAAAGCACAGAAUGCAAUUAAGACUUUUGAUGACACAGACCUGCGCAGGACAUGCUUCAUUGUCUGUUCCCCCACACACUUCCGGUCAUUCGAGUUUCGAGUCGUCCGAAAACCAGACUGAAUAAUCAGUCAUCCGGUGCUGUGCUGAAUGGCAAAAUUGCCGAGCCAGAGGAAACUAGCAUUCGUCUAAUCACAACAGCGCAAUUGUCCUGAGGCAUGCAGACAAAAUCUUUAGGCGAGAAUGCCUGACCAUUGACUGGCAGUUUGAAAAUCGAAUCCACAUUAACUUGCAUCAACUCCUGUCGUUCAAAGCGGCCAUUUCUUCGGAUUUCGUGCUGCUGAGCCCGCGAAAACUGCACCGUCUGAAAAGGGGGGGGGGAAAUUUAGAAAAUGGUCCAAUUAAUGAAAGGGGAUCAGACGCCGCAAACGUUUACUAAUGUAAGACAAACUGUUUGGGCUCGAUCAUUAAGUGGAAAGUAGAUUUCUCGGCGAAUUAUCAGUUUUUAUUUUGAAAAAUAUUCGAACCUUCAGAUGAAAAAAAUGAGAAACGGUCUUUCACAGUCUCUAUAUUGCUCUACAUCCAGAAAAAUAUCAAGACAUGACAGAUAUGCAGACACACUGGAAAACCAAAUGAUUGCGUUGUAUCCGUUUGGUCAGAAUAUCGAAGAAUUCAAGCUUGUAUUAUAAGUAGAUCAGGUAGAAUAGGUGGACUAACUGAAGGAAUGUCAUUGAAAAUUCCGAAAUGCGUUUUCGUUUCAAAAAGAUUAAUUAAGUAGGGUUGUAAAACUGGUCAACCUGUAAAAUAAUUCUGUAAUAUUUCAGUUACCUCAGGGUGUGGGCUCUCGAAUGAACUUUCUUCCGGCUGCAUGCACAAAAGCACACUGCAAAAAAUGGCUACUUAAGAAGCAUGCAUUUUUGCCACUCAUUUUCGAUGCCCCUAAAUGUCCAAUUAUAUUUAAUGGAAAACAUGCACAAAAAUAUUCACUCUUUUGUUCAUUUGGUAGAUAAUUACGUCUUCGUCUAAUGUUAUACUUGGGGCAGUGAUAUAAUUCGGUUUUAAAAAGGUUUGCCAUUCCCGAAUAAUUUUGAAUACGCUCUACCGUCAUACUUGGAUUCCGGGUUACCGAACUACAAGCCGUAUAUUUUCCGUGCACAGAAAACCACACCUUUCUGUACGGUAAUAAAGGGAGACCACAUACGGUUUAUAAAAUUAAACAGUGAAUUUGAUCCAUAUUGUCAACUUUACAAGCCACAUUGAUAAAUGCAGAGACAUGACGCUUUAUGAACGUCCAUUUCAUGGUAUUAAAAAACCGCACAAUUAGAAACUUUUUUAAAACCGAAUUAUACCGUUCUUUCGAAUAUAAAUUGGGAAAGGAAGCCAUUUUCUACCAAAUGUGCAAAAGAAUGAAUAUUUUUAUGCAUGUUAUCCAUGAAAUAUAAUUAACCACUUAGCGGCAUCAAAAAUCAAUGAGAAAAAUGCAUGCUGCUUGAGUAGGCAUUUUUGCAGAGUGUUGCUUUUGCAUGCAGCCGGAAGGAAGUUCGUUCUAACGCCGACAUCCUAACGUAACUGAAAUAUCAUAUAAUUUUGUUGCAGGUUGACAAGUUUUACAGCCCUACUUAAUUAAUCUUUUCGAAACGAAAGCGCAUUCCGGCAUUUUGGGGGACAUUUCAUGAGUAAGUCCAUCCACUGUAAUAUCGAUCCCAACCGAGGGAACUGUCUUCACAUCUGUCGACAUGGUCGCAAAUACUUAUUGCCAACGCUCACCAUUGCAAUGUCUGGUGUCCUUAUUCAAGACCCUCCGCCCCAAGGUCACUCGCCACUGCAGUGAGCUCUGACCUGCAGCCUCUCGACCAACUUCAGCUCGGAUGCACUUGCGCCCACAUAGUCGGGUUGCUAAUGGUAGGGCGUAGAUUCCCACGCAGCUGGCAGCUCCAACUUUUACACUAAAAUUCCGUGUGAUUGUAAACCUCACAUAUUUUUCACCAUUCCUAUUGGUUGAAAUUUUGCUUGGCUUCCUGAUUAAAUAUAGACUUGCCAGUGGCGGUCCACGUAAAAUCAUUUAUUCUUAAAAUGGUUUUUACCCAUUUUUUAGAUUAUUGCCCUCACUUUCCUUGGCAUAUGAUAGCAUAAGAACGCAACUCUCGGCAUUACCAUGGACAACCAAAUUGCAAGGAACAGUUAGCGACUACUGGAGGACGUUCAGCUCACUGGUCAAGGUAAUCGUUGAUCGAAACUGUCCACUCAAACGAAAGGAAACAACAUAUCGUCCGCCGUGGAUAAAUCGGGAACUGUAAAAUGCGUUUAAAUGGAGAAAUAAAGUGUGGGAACGUUAUCGACAAACACAGAGCCCUGAACACCUGAAGGAAUAUAAGUGACAGCGCAAUGUGUGUAAACGCGAGGCUAAUAGACUACUAAGGAACUAUGAGCUACGCAAAUUGCAAAAGUUUUUGGAACAUCCUAAAAUCCUCCAUAGGUACAUGCGUAAGUGUAAGAGCAAUCGAGACCCGAUUUCAGCGCCGAGAUCCGAAAACGGAGGAAUCGAGACAGAGGAUCACCUGAAAGCAUCAGCCUUCGACAGUUUCUUUUAGUCGGUGUUCACUUAUGGCACAAAUCCUCCUCCUACGCCUUACCCAGAUAAACGACCACAUCCCUUCUCUCCUGCAUUGGAGGACAAUCUUUACUUCUCUCCGACGUUGAUAAGGACCGAACUACGCCAGCUAAAGCCUGUUAAAUCACCUGGUCCAGAUAGAAUUCAUCCCCCUUGAGAAUUAGCUGACGUACUGUGUGAGCCAGUGACAAUGAUAUUUUAGAAGCCCACGGAAGAGGGCGAACUGCCGGAGGAAUGGAAAACGAACCAUAUUCCUUAAUCUAUAAAGGAAGAUCCCAGCUGGAGCCCGAAAAUUACCGUCCUAGUAGUUUAACCUGCAUUUUGCGCAAGGUCAUGGAACGACUUAUUAAAGAACAUUUAAUAUCGUAUCUGGAGCAGAGAGACCUAUUGUGUGCUGCUCAGCUAGGAUUUCGUCGUGAUCACUCAUGUCUUACAGGCAGUCUUUACUAGCAGGAAAAAUGGACAAAAGCCAUAGACCAGGGCCACGCGGUGGAUGUCAUCUUCUUUGAUUUUAAGAAGGCCUUUGAGAGCGUUUCACAUGGACGACUCCUACAGAAGAUUUGGAGGUGUGAAAUACAGGGCAAAACUUUGGAGUAAGUUAAAAGUUCCCUGUCAUGCCGACUUCAAAGAGCAAUCGUUGGUACCACUGCAUACGAAUUGAUGCCAGUAAAAAGCGGCGUUCCGAAGGCUUCUAAUUUGGGUCCCCUCCUCGACCGUCCUGCAGACCUUGAAUGCGAUGGCAUCAUGUUUGCAGAUGAUAUAAAGGUCUGGAAAACAAUCAGCUGUGUUGACGACUCACAUAAAUUAUAGGAAAAUUUUGAUAAGAUGGCUUCAUGGUCCAGCAAGGGCUUCUGCGUUGAAUGUACCCAAAUAUGUCGUCUUGCGCCCAUAAUCUGGUCGGAGGCGCUUCUCAAAACACCAGUGUACCAUAAAUGGGGUUCACUAAAAGAAAUGGACACGCACAAAGACUUAGAUGUCUGGACAAGUUCAAACUUGCUGCUCUCCGAGUACUGCAAGAGAGUCGUCCAAAAAGCAACCAGCAUCAUGCACAGGAUUAGGCGUGCCUUCACAAUCUUGCCUCCCGAACUCUUCUUACAGAUAUACGGUACGUUUGUCAGAUCUCAUUUGAAAACGGAAUGCCAACAUGGACGCCAUAGAACAGGUGAAACAACGGGUCACAAAACUGGUGGAUGGUCUCAGGACACUUUCAUACCCAGAAAGACUGAUCCAGUUAAACCUGUUCCCUCUAUCCUGCAGAUCAAUGAGGUGUGACCUGUUGGGGAGAUUCAGCAUUAUCCACAGGCAUGCAUGUUCGUUCAAAUCUGAAGACUUCUUUGACUUCACGACCAUGAGUCACAUGCGCGGCCAUCCGUACAAAGUUAAGCGGAAGCGUAAAUGCCUGGACCACCGUAAGUUUUUUCCUCAGUCAGAGUGUUGUUCGACCGUGGACUUCACUCCCAAGUGAAAUGGUGAUAUCUGAAACAAUGACUGUAUUAAAAAGGCAGCUGGAUCGUUUGAUCUUUGAUAAACGACGACUCUCAUUAGCAAUAAAUUUUAUUUCCUGAUUUAAUCACUGUGUAACACAUCCCUGACGUUUCAUGAAAUUUCCUCUCGCAACUUACGCAACUGACUGCAUUUUGUGUCGAUCGUAAUUAACUGCACUUACAAUUUCACAUGUACAUAGAAGAGUCCGCCUGUCGCACCCUUCACAGUCCAGCAUUGCAAAAACGUUUUCCGUAAACAAAUAUGUUACUGGCAACAUUUUAGUAAAGUGUGCAUUUAACAUCUACACUGUACGCACCGUUUUCAAUGGGACGUUGUCUACUUGCUGCAACAAUUUUUUAUUUUCGAUGUCUUCUUGCAUUCCUCCAGCUUUUCGUACUGGUUUUUGCCUCACCCGUUAAACCCUAUCUACCAGCAUUCGAUGUAUGACAAGUUACUUGGGGUCCCUACACCCUACCUCUACCGUCGCGUAAGUCAAUACGUUGCAAAAUUCGCCACCCCAGAGCUAAUGCAACACAUUUGAUGCAACGGGACAACAUAAACCUACAAAAGCGGCUGCCACCACCUGUCUCAGUCAUCGUAGGCAUGACUGGACGCAGUCGACAUUAGCACUGGCUGCACUAAUGGCCACUGUUGCCUUAGACAGCAAACCAUGCUCUGUUGUCUUCGUCUUUACCAGCUAAUUCGUGCCUUAGCCUGAUGAUUUCAACGCAAUGGCCACUCUUGCUGUAUAAAUACUACAUUGUUAGUCAUUCUGUUAGUAUGGAUUAAUUGACACUGCAACCCCUCCCCCUUAUUCUUGGCUCUAUUUCUGCCUUUCCUCGUGAUUAUUGCCCGUUAUCACCCCCUAAAGAUCGAUUACACUUUUGUCGACCGGUUGCUUUCUGGCGCGCGCUCUUCCCGACGCCAUCUCGUGCAGUCCCCCGUCUGAGCCAAAUGGGCAUUUUGACCGGUUGGCACUGUCUACGACGGUAUCCUUUGAUCCUCCGAGCUCCGCCUCACACGCUGACUGAUAAACACUUCAUUUCCGGCGCUCAGUCUAUACGCGCGUUAAUCGCCUCCCUCCCCCGGCCUUCAAGACAGCUCCAGCAGCCAUCCGCGAGAUGACAUGACUUACUGGAGAUCCCUCGCUGACUUACGACUGGUGCCGGCGUAGAGGCACUGCCGCCUAGCGUUCAAACCUCCCCCACCCUCAACCGAGCUGCAAGCCAAAGCAAUUAGGCAAAAUAAACUGAACAUUUUUCUGUCGAGGGACCUGCCAAACCCCUCCCUGCCGCGCCGCACCGGAUGUCUGGCAAAUGAGAGCAAGCCCCGAGGGUUUGACGUCCGGCCCAGAUUUUUUUCCGAAUAUAACACGAAUUUCUGCAGGGGGACGAUUUAUGAGCAGAUAGUUUAUGGGAGGGGGAUCAGAAGAAACAUGGGUUAUGACAACAACUUGGGUCGUGAUACCAGGAGAAUGCAUUUGCAAAAUUGAAGUAAAUGGAAGAAAAAAGAAAACUUACACUCGAAUAAGUUCCGACGAAGACAAGGACAACACAAAGGGUCAUUUCUGGCCACGGGACAAUAUAUCCCGUAAACUGGCCAGUGGUCAGCCUGUCAGCAUAUAUAAUAUCCCCAAUCCCGACAGGCAGGACAACGGGUCGGUGUCUCAACUGUAGACUGCUGGACUUAUUAUCUGGUUGAUGGCCAAAAGACGGGAGUUCGAAUCUCAGGUCCUGCAUCGCCGUGGUAAGGUAAAGCCGAAGUCCCCGCACCACUCACCACUCUCCUUAUUACUACUUCUUCCCACUGCUGUGUCUGGUUGCUACGCGACUGCCUUCAGACAUCCAAGUUUAAACCCGGGGAUUCCAGAGGGCGGGAGUGUGUCGCAACCUGUUCAGUAAAACAUAAUGCAGGCCUUUCCAGCCACCUGAGUUGAGCUGAAUACGUACUUACCAGCAUACCUAAGUGAUACUUAUAUAAAACACAUUGACCCAACUGUGAAAAACUCGGUGCCUCGGUGGGAUUCAAAUCCACUCAGUAAGAGGAGGGCUUUAGUACAGCCAUCGCUAUAACCACUUGAGCUGCGAGACCCGGACGACGCGAGUUUAAUCACAUUUGGGUCAAGUUACCCGCCCAACCUACUGCAACGUCUGGAAUCCACCAAAUCUGAUACAGUAAGUUGACUGCCCAAGCAGGAUUUCCUGUGCAAUUCAUAUAGAAUCCACCAGAUGACCACCAGGCUUAUGUAAUUCAUAGAUGUAUUGGCAGAUUUUGAAUAAUUAGAUUGACCCAACUGUGAAAAACUCGAUCCUCGUUGGGAUUCCAACCCACGCAGUAAGGAGAAUGCUUUAGUACAGCCAACAUCUAUGAAUUACGCAAGCCUGGUAGUCAUCUGGUGGAUUUCAUGUGAAAUACUCAGGAAAUCCUGCUUGGGCAAUCAACUUACUGUAUAAUAUUUGGUGGAUUUCAGACGCUGCAGUAGAUUGGGCGGGUAACGUGACCCAAAUAUGAUUAAAUUCGCGUCGUUCGGCGGGGCGUCGUAGCUCAAGAGGCUGAAGCGUUGGCUGUAAUAAAGCCUUCUCCCUACUGCGUGGGUUCGGAUCUCCCCGAGGCGCCGAGGUUUCACAGUGGGGUCAGUAUGAAUUAUUCAAAAUCUGCCAAAACAUCCAUGAGGUAAUUAUAUAAACUGAGGUCUAUGUAUGGGAGCAGACAGGAGGUCGCAGAGUAAUAGAGCCCCAAGGCUGAACAAAAUAUCCGCGAUUCCUUCGUUCCUUAGAGCGUGACAGUGGAAGCUGUUCGCAGAUAACUUUAUAUGUUUGCAAUCGCAAACGGCUGGACAUACAUCCGUGGUACUACAGUAGAUUCAAUGAACUAUUGCAUGCGCUCCCACAGCUGAGAUCAACCCAACCAGGGGUAAAAGUAUGGCCUUUUGCCUUUGACCUGCAGUGCUAUUCCAGUUGUCAGCCAUCGGAGAGGAAUAAGCGUUGGAAUGCUUCAAACUGCCAAGCAUGUACUUCCGCAGAACGGAAGCUCAUGAGCGUCCUCUCUGACUGCAUGAUCCAAACCACUACUUAUGACUUUCACAAAUGUGAGAUUCCUGAGCAUGGAGUGUGUGGACAACGGAUGACACAUCAUCAGCCGCAUAUUUUUGUACACCGGUAAAGCACAACUCUUAAAUCGCGACGACGGUCUGUAACUUCCGGCGCACCCAACGGUCAGUGAACGAUCUGAUGAAAUUCUACUCGAUGUCUUGAAACGCGCCUCCGACCAGGAAGUGUUACUUGAACGGGUUUGUAAUGUUAAUUACCAUGCAGCACAAUCUCAAAAUAUUUCACUCCAGUCGGGAUGUCGACUUUUACAUGCACUUCAUUUCGGCCGCCUGAGGCACAUCACUCCUUACAAAAUGGCCACGUACUUAGUAGGAAUCCAAAUGUAGAUAUAUUGUGCAAACAAAAUACCCAAAAUACUCUUUCUCGCACUUAUGUGAUAGGAAGUCAAGGUUUCUCCGAAUUCCAUGCCCAACGAAAGGGUGUCUGUCAGUUUUUUUUAAAAAAGCCUUUUUUACUUUCCGAAAAAUUGUAAACAUGGUCUACCAUCGCAUUUGCAUUUAAGAUUUAUAGCCUACUGCCUGCAUACUUUUCAUUUAAGAAAAAUAACAAAUUGUUUUAUGACAUCCCUGAGAUGCUAUAUGGCACUCAUGACAUAGUUUCUGGACAAUGCUGCAUACUCCGCACAGAACACUAAUCAAAGGACAGAUACGAUGCUCUUUAAAUGGGCAUUUCACGGUCUUAAUAAUCUCACAACCGUACUUUUUGCAGAUCCGUACGCUUUCCAUCAAGUUUCAUCAUGCUGGUUGUCAUCAGUUAGGGUAUUGACAAAGACUAUUUACCUUCUAACGUGAUGGGAUAUUUCCAGUUGUUUGUAGGUAUUUCGCGGUGCAUAAUGCCCUACUAUGCACCAUUUUCUGAGCAAAACUGCUUUAUUUAUCUUAACUUAAGAGUCCUACAUUAAAAUAUUCAAUUACAGUGCAAUUUUCUAUGCCGUUGAAUGAGAAAGUCAUUUUGUAAAGAACAAUGAGGCUUUGGCUCCAAUCCUCGAGAGAUACACUGAUUUCUAGAGGUACAAAGGACGGGCUAAGGGAACACUAAUUUACGAUUAAAAAAGAAACCUGAUCGAGAAGCUGCGCCCCCUGUUUACUUUUCCGAAGCUGCACUGAUCCAACUCUGGGCGCCUGCUGCAACGCUGGGCCUCUUGGCCAAUGUCGGCUGUACAAAUUGGCCUAUUAUUUUAUAAGGCUGACUCCAACAUGAGCUUGUUGAAGUCGCUUGAAACUCGCUUCAUCAUUCGCGGACGCCGCUCCGCGUCGUCGGUUGUAUCCUUGUCCGAGCGCCGAGUACGACCAGUCCCUUCUCUGCACAGAAUAAAACUCCCAACCGUCUGGUAUCCCACUUCUUCGCUUCCUGUUCGGAGCUGAGAUUGGUGGUCGUAGUGGUCGGGGUCACCCUACAGUUUUAGCCGUCGUGAUAAGCUUUCCAAACUGCACACGAAUGGCAGCACCUUAGUAAAUUCGUUUAUCUCUUAUGAGAGUAGCAUUCGCUUUUAAAAUGUAGACAGUUUUGGGGGUUUGAAAACUGUGCAAGUCUAAUAAAACAGCAUCGUGUUUGUCUGUCCGUUAGUUCUACUAAUAAAUAAUACAAAGUGGUCAAAUUUAUUUGCAGAAUUCAGGAGCAAUAUAUGAUACCGUGGUAAUGCUAUAGACAAAUUUAUCGUUUUUCGUAAAUCAUAACUGUCUACGUUGCACUUUGAAGGCCAUAAACGGAAGAGCAAUGGCAGUUAGCGUUCGGAAUUAUCCGCUAUUUCGGGAACCUUUUUAAAUUUUAUAUAUGUCGGUGUUUGGAAUACAUGGAAUGCUGGAAAAUCAUUCUCCUGAAUGCUUCCAAUAAACUGUCGACAAAUUUGUGACGGCAGAGAGGUUCUGUGAACAAAUUCCUAUAAAAUAAGUAGUCAUUUUUCUCGAGCAUGAUUUUUCAGACCGACGGCAAUCUGCCGACUCAAGGCUUAACAUCCUGCCGCGAUUUCAAUGGCUUGAGAUCUAUCCAUGUGAUAACCCAUAUCACGCCCCAUAAAUCCAACUUAAUUUUCGGAAUGUCAGUCAAAAUUUUAUGAGUAACGUCAACAGCUGCUGUUAUGCAUGUAUUUUUAAACGCUAAGAUGUUUUUUUGCAGCAAACGAGAUUGUGAUCAUAAGCUAGAAGGGUAAUACAAUAUACCUUAAUCGGAGAAAAUACAGUUCCUUGUAGCGAAUGGAAUAAUUGGCACAGAAAUCUCACGUUUAAAACGACAGUCAGCUAAUUUCAGAAUCUUUUUUCUAACUUGGAGUGAAUCUGUCGGAAUGAAACUUUUUGAACUAAGUCCGAAAUUCUGUAGGCAUAUUUCAGCUGCGGUCCACCAGUCACAGAGGGACAACCGUGUAAUAUUCGGGAACUAUCAACAGACAGCUAGUAGUAUAAUCAUGUUGCGGGAUUCACCGCACUAGGAGCACAGGCAUCAAUAGAAGCGAAGAGACGAUUCCCAGGAAACAGUCUUGAAGAAGACGAAGAAGAAGACACGAUCGCCGGGACAAGAGCUUUAUUAUCCUGACGUUUCAGAUUCCUGCUCGAUUCCAUCAUCAAGCAUCAUUCGAGCAGGAAUCCGAAACGUCAGGCUAAAUAAGCUCUUGUUCCGACGAUCGUGUCUUCUUCUUUUUCAAGACUUCUUCCUGGGAAUCGUCUCUUCGCUUCUAAUGGCAAUGUAUUUAGGCGCGAUGCGCUCCGAUCGACCCGGCGAUGGGAAACCUUCGCCUUUCAGGAGGCCUCUACGUACUCGCAGAUCAGGUUUCUGUACAGGUGUCUCGACAAUAAUGUGCUACCGAAAUGUGUUCCAUACAUGCCUCCGGUUAACACAGAUUUGGCGAGACGAGCAGUAUUUCAGCACGGGUGAAGGAUGAUCCAAAUGCUCCUCCAAGAUUGCCACGCGAGACUUCGUACGUACCGUCAAAGGAUUGACCAAUAAAAAACCAGAUGCUGUGAGUUCAUGGGUGAGAUCGGUACAAAUAUGCUCCUGCAGAGGAUAGCUGAACAAGCCCGCGAACAGAAAAUGAUACACGUUGCAGCACUGGAUAACAAAUUUGAAAGAUUUCUUGGCCUUGGAGAACUCAAGUGCAAUAACACCGACCGACAGACGUAUGACGAGACCCCAAUAUACGGCAUUGGCCCGAUUCUAUGGCCUCCCUAAGUUGCACAAAGACGGCGCUCCUCUCCGACCCAUCGUGUCGCUCAAAGGUACUCCAACGUACGGACUGGCUAAGUGGCUGUUCCGGCGUCUCAAGUUCCUGACCGCUGAGUCAGACACCACGGUCUCUUCGUCAGCAGAAUUCCUGGAGAAACUCAAAGGGGUAAGCAUCCAUCCAAAUGGUAUCUUUUGAUGUUACAUCCCUUUUUACUUCUAUUCCCCAGGACCUGGCUAUCGAGACAAUCGAGCUUCUUCUACAAAGCAAAUACGAUGAAACGGAGAAUCGUCUUGGACGCGCCCAAUUCUUCAGCUCCUGAAACUCUCAGGACGUACUUCACGUUCUACGGGACAAUCUACGAACAGGUGAAGGGCACACCAAUGGGUUCGCCGAUUUCGGGGUUCAUCGCCGAGGCGGUCCUUCAACGGUUAGAGUCGCUGGUCUUCCAACACCACAAACCGAAGUUCUGGGCCCGGUAUGUGGAUGAUACCUUUGUCGUUAUCGACCGGGAUCAACUGCUGAAAUUCAAGGAUCGUCCGAAUGUGGUCGUCCCGGACAUACAAAUCACGAUGGAGGAGGAAGAGAACAACCAGCUGGCCUUCCUGGAUGUCCUCGUAUGCCGCAAGGAUUGUGGUGGACUAAAGACCAAAGUGUUCAGGAAAGCGACAAAUACGAUGCAAGUACUGAACUUCAACAGCAACCACCCAAUCAUUCACAAACGCAGUUGUGUAAGGACACUCUAUCGGCGUGUUGAAACGCACUGCAGUGAGCCGGAAGACAAGAUUGCCGAAGUACAAUACCUCCGACGGGUAUUCAAAGCCAAUGGCUACCCGCGCAACUUCGUCGACCGGUGCGUACGCAAAAGGGACGAAUGGCCUAAACGCACGGACACCAAAUCUUAGCGGACACUUCCGUAUGUCAAGAACGUUUCGGAAGCUGUCGGCCGCCUUCUCGCACCACUUGGGUUUGGAGUUGCACACAGGCCGGAGGCAACCAUCGGGCGUCAAUUGAUGAAACCAAAAGACCCACUGCCACGGCAAGAAACGUCUGGAGUCGUUUAUCGGAUCUGGUGCAGUUGCGGACAAUGCACCUACGUCAGAGAACCCGGAAGACAGCUCCGAACGCGAAUGGCCGAACACGCUGCAGCAUUGCGGAGAAAUGACGCCAGCUCUCAAGUUGCGGCUCAUUCGACGGGUUCCGGCCACACAUUCCAAUUUGACGAGGCCGAAAUUCUCGCAAGAGGUAACAACCGCGUGAGCCGGGAGAUGCUUGAGUCAUGGUUUACUGGCCCCCAGUCUAUUAACAAGUGCAAUGAUCUUCCCGUCCAAUACACCGUGCUGAGACUUCGUCUAGGUGGAGCAAUUGGCCACGCGGGGAGCGCCCUGGUGAACACUCUUUCCAACACCCGGGUCAGCGCGUCAGAUGGUCGAGCAAUCAUCACACCAACAUCCAACGCACGUGAUGAAAUUGCAGCAAUUAACGAUGCGAUAAAUCGGCCAUCACGCCACGUGCAACGAUCCCUAAUGAAUUAGAGGGAGCCAUGAAUAUUCAUAGGUAUGCGGUAGCAUGGCUACUGCAUCCUAUAAAUACUGCAGCCGCAUGUGCAUGAACCCCCCUUAUCUGCUUUUGUUUCUGAUGAUGGAUUCGAGCAGGAAUCCGAAACGUCAGGCUAAUAAAGCUCUUGUCCCGACGAUCGUAUCUUCUUCUUCAGCACAGGUUCUCGCUAAAUUUGCAGCUGAGUAUUUCACCAAUAUUCUACCGCUACAUAACACAACUGUAUGCGGUCGGGGCAACAAAAGUUUAUAGGAUCCAUCAUUAACUUGAGCUAGCCUGCUGACGUGACGUACGUUAAAUAGUGGUAGAGGGGGUUUAAGGAGUGGGGUAGAAUAUCCGCGAAAAAGGAGACCGAACUUUGAGUCAGUGUCUGGGUUGUCAGUGCGGCAAAUCAAGCAAUAUGAGCACGAACAGAGGAGAACUGGAAAAGUAAUUAAUUGUACAAGUAGAAUAAGUUACAUCGGGGUGGCCUGUCUGGAUGGAGAAGUGACACUGUCGGGCCUGCUUAACAACCAGUGGGAAACGCAGAGCUGUGAGCAACUGCAGGAGAGGACUGUGGUAGGUGUCGUCAUAGAGAGCGAGGUGCGACGAGUUGGGGGUGGGAGUCAAUAGACGAGGGGAAAGGGCAUCGGCUAUUUUUACCGACAUGCACUUACACUAUUAUCCUUCCAGAUCCGCGCGGAAAGUGUCACUGAAUUCAAACAACCCUAUAUAAUGCGUAGGGCGUUGCAACUCUACACAAACUUCCGUCGCCUCACGCGCAUCGGAGUGUCUCAUGUUUUUCACCUGUGUUCCCCUGUGAUCAUACGCCCUCCCAUCACACUACGCCUCUGAAAAAAAACGAUCGCAUGCGUAACUUGUAAAAAAUAUCGGCAAAACACGUGUCUGCGUUUUUUGCUGGUUCCUGUGCUGUGAAAGUUGGUAUACCGUGCAGUCACUGAAUACACUACUGGCUGCCUGUUGGCAGUUUAUGAAUAUUAGGCGGUCAUCCCACUACAACUGGUAACCACUGACACAAAUAAUUAUAUUGUCUUUCAAAAUACCCCUAUAAAACCUUGUUCCGACUACUUCGAAGAUUACGUAUUUGACAGGGAUUCCAGAUUUGACGGCAAAAUACACAGUUCGUCAUCGAGGUCUGGAAAAUCUUAUGUCACAGAGCAAGAUAGCAUGAAAUGCGGUUUGUACCUAAGCAUCUAUACACAACAUUAACACAAGUUAGUUGUACUUAGUGUUCAGCCGGUUCCGAAGUGGACACAAUGUGGAUCGAAACGUCUCAAAAAGUUUAACCUCCCAUAGGCCUAAGCGUUUGAACCAUUUACAGAAGUUUUCAGGACAUAAAUAACACUCAUUUGCGGGAACUUGUGCAGUCACCCGACAGCAUCUUUGGCAUCCACAAACUAAAAGUAUUACCUCCAUAAUAAUCACCUGUGGAUGGCGGUAGGUUGAUCCGGAAAUGUAAAUUUGUUUAUUAUACGCUCCACAAAACUGUCAAUUGGACCGCUUAACUCGAUCAGUAAGCUUAUUUAGUGAUUACUUUUGAAAGAAACGAAGGUGGCUUUUCGAUUCUGUCCAAAUUUUUAUACUGUCAUCUGGGUUAUGUCUGCGAUCAGUCAUUUAAUUUGGCAGCAAUUCACGAAUAACUUACAAUAAAACCAAAAGAACAGAGUCCUGAAAAUUAUUAUUUUGAUUCGCAGGAUGAUUACAAAGUAAACUGCUGUCAGAAUCUACACAGGGAUAAUCAGGGAACUUCAAACCAUGCCGCUGCGCCUAUGCUUAAUUUUAUCAAGUUUGGUGAUCUAUCACAUGAUUUAAAAAUAUUCACAGCGAUCUGAGAAAGGAAAUUACUUGAACUCAAUUGCAUUCUUUUCAAAAGAGCGAAAAUCAGUAACAGUGGAUAAUGAACGAUGCUGUUGUCUUAUCAGUAUCGAAACGAGUUUUCAGUUUCUAGCUUCUCCUCUGUCAGCAGUAAAUGGGGCAUAUAGGGUCUAAUUUAUCCGCAAUGAACUGAUAGUUUGAUCAAAGAUCAGGGCUUCUCGCAUGACUAAGGACACCCCGGCACUGUUUUCGCAUCUACUGGAGGUUUUUUUAGGCAAAGGUCACAUUGACGAUUAAGCGAACAGACGAGUGCCAGAAAGCAGUUUAGAAGAAGAAGGGGCAAUCACGGGGACAAGAAAUAUUUUGGAAUGACGUUUCGGAUUCUCACUCGAAGUCAUCAUCAGAGACGGUUGCAAAUAAAGGUAGUGGAGGCACAACAGUUUGCAGUAUUUAUAAUUCUACGCUGCCGUGGGGCCGCAUGCGUACUAUACUUAAUAACUUUCGCGAUCACCACUGGGAGUCGCAACCGAUGCGUCCGAGUCGUUAAUUGUCGCAAUUUCAUCAUGCGUGUUGUAUGCUGGCCUGACGAUUGCACGGGCAAAUCGGCAAGAAUAUUGCUCGCCGCGCCCUACACACGUAACUGAUUCCUCAACCUAGGACAAUCUCAAACGGCAAGAAGAGGUCAUUACUAGUGGAUUGCGGGCCGGAGAACCAGAACUUGGGGAGAUCGCGGUUCACACGGCUGUCACAGCUUGCAAAGGUUGUGGCCUCUUGAAACUUGAAAAUACGGCCGAAUUCCCGUAAAUGAACUGAUACCUGAGAGCUGACGUCUUGGAAGAUGCCAGCCGACGUCGCACUUCCCUUAGAACGAACUGUCACCUGAGAGCUUGCGUUCUUCCUCCCCAACGCUGCUGCGGGCUCAGCCAUCCGCGUCCAGAGUAAUUUUACAAUUUUUCUGACGUAGUUGCUUUGUCCGAAAAUGCACCAGUCCCGGUUCACGACUCCAGGCGUUUCCAGCCGUGUCAGCAGGUUGUUCGUCCUCAUGUUUGGCGCUUUCUAGUCGCUUCCGGCCUGAGUGCAGCCCCAACUCCAAAGGAGGUUGGUGCCGGUGCUUGAAAUGCUGACGACUGACGGAAUCGCUUGUUCCUCAUAGGAGCAUUCAGACGUGACUAGAGGACAGAAUUUCCGGCUGAGAUUACAAUAAUGCCUUUGUGGCAUUCACAGAGGUGAGAUCGGGAUCGCCCCCCCGGGAGAAACCUUGCGGACUUAGUGGCGAUUAGGGGGUAUAUGGCACGCGAAAACGGAUUGCUGACUUUUUUUAACCAUUGCGCCCUGAUCCAUCUCCGGCUGCCUUGACACUUCCUUGUCAUCAGUGCCAGGUGGGUGAGGGCAAGAGUGAGGGAAAAAGGGGUGUGGCAAAUGCAGCGCGUACAUGCCUCACUGCGAGCCAAAUAACCUGUGAGUCGCUGGUGCCCCCCUCACUUCCUGGAACUGUCCUUAUGUCCCUGCAUCAGGGGGUGUGUAAGUGAGAUUAGAUCCUCAAAUUAGCCCAGAUGGUCAUAAAACGAGGCGGUCAUCUGUGGUCAUGGCGGAGCCGGGUUUAAUGUUCGGAUGAAGGCUCCAAAGCAUCUAAGUGGGUAUAAGUCCGCCACGAUUAUUUCGGUUUGGUAUUUCAUCGUACGAGGUUGGAUCGUUUGUCUGCUGCAUUAUCUACAGUGACCUUAGCUCAGAGACCUGAUGAGCGAUCGCUGUAGACACUUGAUGUUGAUUUUUUAAUUGUCCUGCUUAAUUUCCGCUGCUAGAUGUCAAUGUAUUAAAACCUUUACGCCCAAAAAUACAAAUUUACUAAUUGUCUAUACUUACAGUAGGGGGGCUAACUCACGAAAUAUCAACCGAAAUUCCAAAAUGCAUAUUCUCUUUGAAAAGAUUAUUUAAUUAGUGUUGUAAAUUAGGUCAUCAUGAAGCGUCAUUCUAAAAUAAUUCGGUUACCUGAGGGUGCCGGCUAUCAAACGAACGUUUUCCGGAAGCACUAAAAAACUACGCUCUGUAAAAAACGACUACUUAAGUAGCAUGCAUUUCCUCCUUGAUAAUCAAUGUCCUUAAAAAUUCGAUUAUGUUUCGUGGAAAAAUGCCAAAUGUCCGAUAGGAAUAUACGCCUUCUUCCAAGUUAAUACUCGAGCGAAGGGUAUGAUUAGGUGUUAAACAUUUUGUUUUUGUGAGAUUUGUUUAAUGCCGUUAAAUGGUCUUUCAUAAAACGUCAUGCGUCUGCAUUUGCGAAUGUGACUUGUAGAAUUAGCAUUAUGGCUCAAAUAAGAUGCUACAUUUUAUUAACCCCUAUAUGGUCUUCUCUUAAUACCGUAAAGAAAUAUAUGGUUUUUCGUACACAGAAAUUACGCGGCCUGUAAUUUGCAAAUCCUGUAUACAAGUGUAACGGCAGAUUGGAUUCAAAAUUGUUCUGUAAUUGGAAAAGUUUUUAAAAACCCAAGCAUAUCCAUCCUUCGAGUAUAAAGUUGAAAGUAGACGUAUUUUCCUACCGAAUAAGCAAAAGAAUGAAUAUUUUUAUUAUUAUAAUAUAACUUUUAAGGGCAUCGAAAUCCAAUGAGAAAAAUGUAUGCCACAUUAGUAUUUAUUUUUACAGAGUAUAUUUUUGCAUGUUGCCGAAAUAGUUCGUUCAAAAGCCCGCAUCCUAUGGUAAUUGAAUUAUUAUACAACAAGGCUGCAUGAUGAUUAGUUUUACAACCCUACCUAAUUAAUCUUUUCGAAACGAAAACGCAUUUCGGAAUUUUGGUUGGCAUUUCAUGAGUUCGCCCACCUACUGUAUUUUGCCAUUCCUCUAUAUAUUACCAGGCCCUACGCGUAAAACACCUAUGACCACCUUUUCCCAUAAGACUGGUUGUGUGUGUGUGUGUUUGGGGGCCUUCACCCGAUCGUUGCUGAGCCGGGUUCAGUAAAGAGAGGGCAAACGCAUUUGGGCCUAUCACAAUAGGCUAAGAGUUGUGGUUUGAAAGGCUGACGAUUGACGGAAUAAUUAGAUCCCCAUUGGAGUACUUAAGAGUGACAAGAGGACUGAAUCUAAGGCCGAGGUGACACCCCUCAGUAGUGCCAUUGUGGCAUGCGCACAGAUGAGAUGAGUCGUCGGCAGAGAAGCCGUGUAUAUGUAGGGGAGUCUAAGUCGCGUGUGGCACUCAAACAUCGACUGUCAAUCUUUGUAAGCCACUGAGCCCGAGUCCACCUCCCGCCCUCGUAAUAUCGUCUCGUCGAUCAGAUCUGGUCAUGUAGCCGCAUGCGAGGCAAACAGGCCUUUGCCCCGGUGGUAAUGCGGGUUUUACAGGAGACGAUGUCAAGUUGUUGUGUGCAAAAGAAAGGGUAUUGGAAAUGCGUGGUUGUACUUUGAGUAGUUGAGAAGUAGUUGCCCUGACCGCUAACUCUAACCUCAUCCUUUAACUCAAAACAUAAGCUCUAACUCCUGACCCUAAUCCUCAGACAUCCAACUCGAAAGUUAGAAGGGGACGACGUGCCGAAAGUCCAGAAGGAUCACCGGCAUUGAGCCGAAAAACGUAGACACGCCAACUGAACACACACCGCAACGCACAGCAACACCAUGCCAUCGUAAUCACACCAACCAAAAAUAAUUGAGUAGGUGAACAGGAUUGUGUCCAUCAGAUGCGGAUACAUAACCACAUUGUAGCCAGGUGAGUGAAAUAGAGUGUGGCAAAUUUGGUGCACACAUGCCUAACUGUGAGCCAAUUUACUGGUGAGACACUGGUACCCCAUCCACGUUGUGGGGCACGAAAGUCGAACUGCCAUUAUGUCACUGCAUCAGGGGGUGAUGCACGCUUGUGUGUGUGAGUUUAGAACCGUCACUUAGCCUAAGUAGUCACGAAACGAAGCGGCCACGUAUGAGCAUACUGUAGCCGCGUUCAGUGGAGAAAAAAACGAACCUUUGCGUUUAGCCAAACAACUGCCGACUGUCAUAGCGCUGGCAGCAGGAUACUGCAUACGACGAGACCCAAGAGCUUAGACUACUCUGCCAGUGGCCGUAAAGUUCAGCACCACUGCCGUGUGACAAAGGAUGUGGCCGCUUGGUCACGUCGCCUGGUCAAAACAAAUUGCUGACAAACCCGGACUUUAUCGACGCACAAUCUUCAGACGUGGAUGAACUCAACCGCCACAAAAUUCCCCUUCGACUUCGCCCUGCUGUUUUUUCUGUGCCACUUAUCGUGCCCAUAGUUGUCGACACCCUGAGGUCAAUCGAGAUGGAUGUUACGGGCAAACGUCGGCCAUACAAGUUCACGUCAAACCUCGGUCAAACUGUGCAGAUCAGACCUCCAGAUGUGUUGUCAUCUGAACGUCUCACUUUUUUUCCGAGACAUUCUUCCGCCUAUUACCGACGAAAUCAUCAUUCGUGAGUUAACUGCGUACAUACAAUGUGCUAUUCUAGAUACAACGAUGAACUUUAACACUUUUGACAUUGCUUUCUAUUCCAAUUUUUGUGUCUGGAUGAUAGUGAGGCUAGUUCACUGACGCAUUCGUUCGAUUUAACACUCACAGGGAUGCCUUGUGCCCGAAACAUUCUUCCGUUUCAUACCAACGUGCCAACUCACCGGCACAGGUUGACGAGACCACGCCAGCACACCCACGGUUGAUGCCUCAACUGCACCUCUGUAAGGGUUCGCAGCAUCUCCAUCCUACGCGGUCCCAGCUACUCCUGUCAUCAUCGACACACGCUCUCAAAGCCGCAUGUGCAGUGGAUUAUUUCACACACAUAUUAUCGUCUGCCUCACGAUCGACACCAUCACUUCGUUUUGUGUCUGGCGGGGAGCUGUGGCGACCAGCCAUCAUGACCGGUCUGGCGUCAUUGGUUAAGACCUCGCUGCCUCAAGGUCAUUCGCCCUUUUACAGUGAGCCGUUCCAGACGCGCUGACCUAAAGUCACACGACCGACGGCUCCGGCACACCUGCGGCCGCACAGCCGCAGCUGCCCAUGUGGCCACUUGAACGCACCCCACCCCCCCCACAACCAGCAAAACAAGCCACAGGAACACAACCCCCCGGCAAAUGCGACACGCACUGAGUGGGCACCCCUUGAGCUAGGCCCACGAGCCUACAAAAGCGGCUGCCACCACUAUCUCUGGGACUCUCAGGCAUGACUAGACGCAGUCAACACCAGUCCUGGCUUCGCCAGUGGCCCCUAACGCCGGAGGGGACAACUCUGGGUUCUGUAUACAAUAAACCCCUCAUUCUGGUGCCUUCUGUCUCCCCCUCCUUCCAAUAGUAUGAUUAGCCCUGAUUAUGAUGGUGCUCGGAGCACUUUCUCUCGCCGCAUGGUCAGAUCAGAGUAAACUACACGUGACGGUGGAUAGCGGUAGUUGGAUGUUGGGGCACGCUUGCACUGCAAACCUCGACUGACUCCGGAUCAUUGUCCCUACCCGACAGUGCGUGCAGUCAGCGACCGAUCUCAGAAAAUGGUAACAGGCAUUCUGAAAUGCGUUUUCGUUUAGGAAGUAUUACUAAAAUAGGGGUUGUAAUAGUGACUGUCUUAUGACAUAAUCCCCGUAAUAUUUCGGGCACGCUAGGAUUUUAGCAUUUGAGUGCAGUUCUUUUCGGCGGCAGACAAAAAACUACAUAAAAAACAGCUACUUAGAUAGCAUGCAUUUCCCUAUCGACUUUAAAUAACCUUAAAAUUUCAAAAAUAUUUGCAGAAAACAUGCAUAAAGAUAUUAUUUCUUGUAUUCAUUCGGUAGGAAAUCAAACCUUUUUCAAAUUUUAUGCUCGAAGAAGUGUAUCUUUUGGUCUUCAAAAGUUCAAAUCAUAUCAUUUUUAAGACUGCGCAACUACCUUUUGAUUGCCGUCGUGCAAGUAUAUUUAAUAAUGCUCUUUAUUAAGUAAAUAACACAGUCCACAUUCGUUUCAGCACUUAAGGUACCCUGUAUAAUAUGUUCUCACUAGAAACAUGAAAUGUAUGUUUUUUCCCUAUAUAAAAAGUACACCGUUUGGAGACUGAAAACCUGAAACAUCAAUGGAACAGGACGUUGAUUGCAAAAUAAGUCACAUAUCAAAAACUUUUUAAAGCCACAAAUAACAUGUUUCCGGGCAAAAAGUUUGCAAAAACAUGGUUUGCUACCAAGUAAGUCCAGGGAAUGCUUUUUAUGGAGAUAUUUUGCAAAAUACACUUGAAACUAAAAAGGCCCCCCGAUUCAUUGAGAAAAUGCGUGCUACGCAAGCAGUCGCUUUUUAAGUGCGUGUGCUUUUUGCAGGUGACCACGGAGAAAUGCUUUCAAAAGCCAACUCACCGGCCUGUUGGGAUUAUUAAGCAAAUGCGACGCAAGAAAACCCUUAAGCAAUCCUUCCACACCAAAAACGCACUUCGGAAUUUCGGUCAGUAUUUUAUGAGAUCUGUCAGGGAAUGCAGACGAGAAUGCGGUUUUUUGGGGAAUAUUUGCUUCUUUAUUUCCGGGUAACUCUCUCCACAGUGUUGAUCUGUGCCGUCUCCCUAUCAGCUCUGCACGAUAACACCAAAUGACUUUAUAUUGGCUUGAAAUUGGGUCGGAUCGGUCAAUGUCACGUUAAGGCAUGAGCCAAAAAACGUAGGCCCUCGAUUCCAUGGUCCCAUGUUAGACGCCAUGACUGUUUGAACCUGGUUUCACGUCUCAUGUGUUCCAAGCCCAUGCUGGUGGUAUUCCUUAAUAUCAUAAGCAGGUUUUCCUAUCGCCCUCAGCGCUGUAGUUAGUAUUUAAUACAGAGAUGAUUAUAGCACGACUGCAGUUAAGAUCUGCCAACUAAUGGGCAAUGCAGCGAGUCGGGAGCUGUUGAAAACCCCAAAAGUGAACGUGCCUAGAUAGGAAAUCCUGGCGUCUCUCCUGGUUUUGUAGUUCGUAUGCUGUGGGGUGGGAUGCUAUUAACAACGACGAACGCCGUAAUGCCUCACUCUGGCUAAGAGUUCAACGAAGUCAACCACACAACCCACUCGUGAAACAAUUCGUCUUGAGGCAGACCUCGCAGCAUGCGUCAUGCCCACCCUUCCUUCAGCCGUCUCGUCCCGAUGAAAAGACAGCGUUAAGACGAGCGGACACAGGGACUAACAACUCUGACUAACACCUCUGCUUAUUCCACACACACAACCUGAUCUCCAGUGCACGUUCCUAACUUUCAUGAGGACGGUUCGGUGAUAGUAUGCUCGAAAGCAUCAUAAAGGUCACAUCAAGGAGGAGCUGCUGCGACCUGUCUGUCAGUUGUACGAAGGUCGAGUUGGCAACCCUAAAGGCCAUGACUCCCAGCCCGUGGGAACGAAGUCAGGUGAGGACUGCGCCGAUGGGCUUUGAAGACGCCGUCUCCCGUGUUGAUCUCUUUCACUCUUCCCAUUUUUAUGCUCCAGUGGAGUACCCGAGCUUGUCAGACAGCUGGUCUUGGCUUUGGGCUCAGCGGCUGACGCAGUGCGGUAACAUAAGUUUAUGCGUGUCACUUAACCCUCAGCCCUCAAUGGGGGUUUCUUUGCAACCUAGCGAUGGGUGUUGCGGACCAAUUCGACUCGUAAUUAGAACAGCACACCCACAGCAGAGCCCGUAGUGGGGACCUUUGGAUCACAUGCCUCACGUCGGGCGUGUCAAAAGUUAGGUUUUCCAAGCCGAUCCCCACGACUAAUCUUGAUGGCUGCGGUCCAGGUUCCUUACUAGCGACAGAUCCAUAAGGGGGUACACCGUCUGCGGACAUCCUACGUAAGACCCCAACGGCGGACACUGCAGUUGGUCUGCGGCCCAGUCCGCGUUUAACAUUUUUUCUCUGCGUGCUGUGGUCGACCUUUCGAAAAAAACAUCUACAUGGCGAUCGGCUUUAAAACAGUUUCUCAGAUGGCCAGUCACUCCAUUGACAUUUCUCCGCAUCUUUAAAGGAGUUAUGGUAAAUGUCAGCUCGGUUUUCGAGCUGGAGAGUAAAAUUGUACAUGAAUAGACAAACAGACGAAGAACGAAUCGCAACGAGAGUUUCUAUAAUUCUGUUUGAGGAAAAACGCAGACGAAAUAUGAAUGGGACACUUUCCCGCAACUGGAGGACAUGCGCCGGCCUGACGUAGGUCUUUGGGGCCACGACAACGGCAUAAAAUGAUUCUGCCUCCACGGAAGCCAUUUGCGUACCCCCACAGUCGUCACUUUGCCGCCCUUGUCGCUUGGUGGUCUCUCACUGUCGACAGGUUUUUUUUCCCCCACGGUAGACAACCCAGACAUUUUCGUUGGUGUCCCGCUGGGCGUCAGUAUCAGUCUGAGACCUAGUGGUGGGAAUGCCCGUUGUGGUCAUGUACACUUCCCUGGAUGAUUUAUGAUCUCCCACUACUUUUCUAGGAAUAAAAACCAUUCAAUCAGUAAAGCCUGCCUGAAAACAGCAAUAAAAGAACCUACUGAGACCGUGCGCAGAAAUUCAUAGAGACGAAUCUGAAGCCUAAAGAGUCUGAAAUAGGGCUGAUUCUCAGUUUGUUGGCCGCAUGUUGAUAAAUGAACAGUUAAGGAACAAUGGCAUGGAAUGUUAACUGAAAUUCUAAAAUGUGUUUUCCCUUAGGAAGGAAUGCUUAAGUGGCCCCUAAACAGGAUAUGAGGACAGGAACCACAUGCAAUACGGAUGGGUUUGGGCCAACUUCCAGCAAAAUUAAAGCUAGGUUUAGGGUUGAGGUUAACGUUUGACUAGUGAAUAGGCUUAGAGGCAGAUUUAGAGUUGGCCGUAAGGCAAGUUGGGAUCACUUUUAGAGUUUAGGUAGUGGUAAGUGUUAACGGCAGAGUUACGGUUUAGGGUAGAAUUAGGGUCAAGAUUUGGACAACAGUUAAGUUUUGUACUAGAGUUAUUGCAGGGGUUAGAACACGGGAAUAUUUUUCCUUUCAGGAAUUAACGCGCAGGUCCACCUUUAUUUUUUGGAGAGGGGGUUCGUAUUCACAUGUGUCACCGGAUAAAUUUUACUUUCCAAAGAAAUUAAAAAUUAACUAAGAAAGUACAUACUCAGAAGACGAAGAUGCGAUAACUGGAACAAGAAAGUUAUUGUCCUGACGUUUCCGAUUGUCACUAGAAUCCAUCAUCAGAGACAUUCGCAGAUAAGCGUAAUGGUGACACAAGGAGUACAGUAUUUAUAGCACGUGGCUGCCUUGGAAUGCGCGAACAUAUAGCAACACACGAAGCAGUCCUAGAGAGCAAAGUUCGUAAGCUGCUUACUCCAAUGUCAUCAAAGGACGACAAACUAGUGCACAACUUGUUGUCAAAGCAGCUGACGGAGAAACAAAUGCAGGUUUUACGGCUUGAGGCCUCAUUCAACACAGCCGAUGCCAAACCUGUGAACAUGAUCGCAGCAGUGGAACCAAUCCUCAGCCAGACAGGAGCGACAGACGAAACGAAGAACCUCAUUCGACGCCGAGUGUCCUCCCUCCUCAUGGCUCAUAGGCCGCGCAACGUGAUUCCAAGGUCGAGCGCGAGGUACUUAGGGAACUCAGGGUCGACAACGACCUCGUUAUCGUGCUUACGGACAGGGGGCGUUCAACGGUCGUAUUAAACUGGGCAGACUACAAUCAAAAAGCCAAAAGCUUGUUGGAGGAUCGUCAGUCCGAUGUCCCCUGCGAAUCCAACCUCAUAAAAACGCUGAUACGCGAGAUUAACGCGACGCUGUUGGCAAUGGAGAACUCAGGUGCAAUAUCGCCAAUCGACCGACGCAUGGCGAGAGCACAAGAAAUGGCCCUAGCCUGAUUUUACGGUCUCCCAAAAGUACACAAAGAGGACGAUCCUCUCCGACCUAUCGUAUCAACCUACGGACUGGACUGGCAAAGUGGCUGCCCCGACGUGUCACGUUUCUGACCUGCGAUUCGACCACCACAGUCAGCUCGUCAACGCAAUUCUUGGAGAAACUUAAAGGAGUAAGUCUCCUGCCAAGCGAUGCCAUGGUUUCCUUUGGUGCCACGUCCCUUUUUACUUCUAUCUCACAGGACCUGGCAGUCGAGACCAUCGAACUAAUCCUACGAGAGAAAAACGACGAAACGGAGAAUAGCCUCGGACACGCCCAAAUCAUCCAGCUUCUGAAGUUCUGUCUCAAGACGUACCUUACGUUCGACGGAACAAUCUACGAGUAA